AAACUGCGAGAUGAGAGUUUAGAUCCAAAAACAACCUGCAAUGUAUAAAAAUCUAGUUUCUUUCCGGUUCGAUUCCUGUGCUGUGAAUCCGUGAAUGAAGCCAUUUAUCCUUUUUCGCCAGAAACGCCAAGGUCCCCAUAAUAGCCCGUGACCACUCUCGUGAGCUGCUGAGCUUGCCUUCCAAAUUCAUUCCAAUUCCCACUAAUCUCCAUAUCCCAUUACCCUCAAUCGCAAUCCAUCACCGCUAUAAAUACCCCACUACAAUGACACCACUUGCCCAUCACAAAAGACCCACGAGAUUUUCACUCUCCAACUACGGCUUUUUAUCCAUUUCCAUGGCUUCUCUGCUCGCCUUUUCCGUCCUCACUCUCUUUCUCCUUCUCUCCUCCUCCUCCUCCUCCUCCUUUGGCAUUCCCAGAAACCACCGUCCCAAAUCAAAACCACUCCCAGUCCCCACUUCUGCGCCACCUGAGAUCCUCCAGGCUUGUAAAGCCACCAGAUUCCCAGAUAUCUGCGCAUCAUCUUUGUCCGAUCCCAAACAUGUCCCUCCUAACCCAACUUCCCUACAAAUCAUCCAAUCGGCGAUUUCUAUCUCCGCUGCUAAUCUCGAAAAUGCCCUAUCAAUGGUCAAGUCCAUUCUAGCCAACUCCGCUGGUAAUGCAAACCGCACGAUCGCAGCUAAAAACUGCUUAGAGCAACUCGGUAAUUCCGCGUAUCGUAUCUCAUCCACGGUCGAUGCUAUGCCACGUGGCAGAAAUAAGGACGGGAGAGCUUGGAUGGGUGCUGCUCUGGUUUAUCAGUAUGAUUGCUGGAAUAAUUUCAAGUACGCAAAUGACUCGUCGCAGACAAGUGAAACGAUGGCGUUUUUGGAUACAUUGCAAAUGAUAACCAGCAAUGCUUUGAGCAUGCUUAUGGCUUACGACGUAUACGGGCAGCAAACCGCGUCGUGGACACCACCGAAGACGGAGCGAGACGGGUUUUGGGAAGGUUCCGGGUCGGGCGGUGAUAUGGGUUUCCGUGGUGGGUUCCCGUCGAAGUUAACAGCGGAUGUUACAGUUUGUAAGGAUGGGAGUGGCGGGUGUUAUAAAACAGUGCAGGAGGCUGUAAAUGCGGCGCCGGAUAAUCAAGUGGGCAAAAAGUUUGUCGUGUACAUAAAGGCAGGGGUUUAUAGCGAGAUCGUUAGGAUUCCGUUAGAGAAGAAGAAUGUUGUGUUUGUGGGAGAUGGGAUGGGCAAAACGGUCGUCACAGGAUCGUUGACUGUGGGUCAACCUGGUAUUUCUACUUACAACACGGCCACCGUUGCGGUUCUUGGUGAUGGGUUCAUGGCUAGUGGUAUAACAUUCCAAAAUGCAGCAGGACCUCCUACCCACCAAGCAGUGGCGUUUAGAUCAGACAGUGAUCUGUCAUAUAUUGAGAACUGUGAAUUCCUAGGCAAUCAAGAUACUUUGUAUGCACAUUCUCUUCGCCAAUUCUAUAAAUCAUGUCGCAUUCAGGGCAAUGUAGAUUUCAUCUUUGGAAACUCAGCUGCAGUUUUUCAAGAUUGCCAAAUCUUAGUGAGUCCCAGGCAAGAAAAGCCAGACAAGGGAGAAAACAAUGCUGUCACAGCACACGGAAGGAGAGACCCUGCCCAACCAACAGGUUUUGUUUUUCAAAAUUGUUCCAUCAAUGGCACUGCAGAAUAUAUGGCAUUAUACUAUAGCAAACCUAAAGUUCACAAGAAUUUCUUGGGAAGGCCUUGGAAAGAAUACUCAAGAGUUGUUUACAUAAACUGUUAUUUUGAAGCUCUUAUAACAGCACAAGGAUGGCUGCCUUGGAGUGGUGAUUUCGCACUGAGCACACUAUACUAUGGAGAGUUUAAGAAUUCUGGGCCAGGAUCUAGUUUAUCUCAGCGAGUAACCUGGAGUAGUCAGAUUCCGGCAGAGCAUGUAAACGCUUAUUCAGUUCAGAAUUUCAUUCAAGGAGAUGAAUGGAUGCCAACAUCUUCUUGAUUUUUGAAAAUUCAAUGUGGUCAUAAUUAUAAUCUUGUAUAUUGACCUUGAUUAUAUGCUGCAGUACAUUUCUUAGUACUUGUAAAAUCAUCUAAUUUGAUGUUGAAUGUGGAGAUUGAUUACAGAAAGCUGAACUUAGCUUGGUUGCAGAUGCACCCAUCAAUUUAGAUAAUAUCUCAAGUUCGAAUUCUC
This is a messenger RNA of Manihot esculenta (cassava), 2180 nucleotides long. RefSeq names its product probable pectinesterase/pectinesterase inhibitor 51. The transcript is spliced from 2 exons. NCBI's taxonomy places the organism in Eukaryota, Viridiplantae, Streptophyta, Magnoliopsida, Malpighiales, Euphorbiaceae. Gene Ontology annotation, molecular function: pectinesterase inhibitor activity; pectinesterase activity. Bases 264 to 1988 code for a protein of 574 amino acids. The record is from RefSeq and is a predicted model, not a curated record. Gene Ontology annotation, biological process: cell wall modification.